Molecule: messenger RNA, 2183 nt
Organism: Chanos chanos (milkfish)
Lineage: Eukaryota; Metazoa; Chordata; Actinopteri; Gonorynchiformes; Chanidae
Gene: rnf170
Product: ring finger protein 170
Exons: 7
Coding region: 82-879 (265 amino acids)
Molecular function (GO): ubiquitin protein ligase activity
Source: RefSeq, a predicted model, not a curated record
CUUACGGAUAGCGUAUUUUCAGUGUACUUGUUUGGACUUUUUGUAAUCGCACCAUAGAGUCGCUGGAUAUGAAAAGCUGGGAUGGAAGAGAACCAGUGCAUGAAUCUGUUGCAAGAUGAGGAUUGCCUGAUUGAAGGCAUUAGUAACCCGGUUCUGGCCGUGGUCGUACUCAGUGUGGCGUUUUUGGCAGGACUGGCGGUUCUGCUGUGUAGGAGUGAGCAGCAGAGGAUUCACCCAGAGAAUCAGGAGCAUGUUCGUGCUGUCAGGCAGCAGCUUCAGUCAGAGCAGUCUCAGGAAGGAUCAGCGGAGCAGAGACAUCAGUUUUAUUCCGACAUGUCGUGUCCGGUGUGUUUGCAGCAGGCUACAUUACCUGUGGAGACUAACUGUGGACACCUAUUCUGCGGCUCUUGUAUCGUUGCCUACUGGAGGUAUGGUACAUGGUUGGGUGCCAUCAGCUGUCCCAUAUGCAGACAGAUGGUGACCCUUCUUUUCCCGCUCUUCCAAGAGGGUGAGCAGCCCAACCAAUCCCAGGAUGGACAGGCAGACCCUGGGCUCAUCUUGCAGGAUGUUAAUGACUACAACCGCAGAUUCUCUGGCCAGCCCCGAUCUCUGAUGGACCGGCUGCGGGACGUCCCCACCCUGCUGCGUCAUGCCUUUCGGGAGAUGUUCACGGUGGGCGGGCUCUUCUGGAUGUUUCGACUGCGUAUCCUCCUCUGCCUGGUCGGGGCACUCACAUACCUGGCCUCGCCGCUGGACUUCCUGCCUGAGGCGCUCUUCGGCCUGCUGGGCUUCCUGGACGACUUCUUUGUCAUCCUGCUCCUCUUCAUCUACAUCGCCAUCAUGUACCGCGAGCUGGUGACCCAGAGACUGAACGGCUGAGACGACUGCACCGACAACACGUUAAGCAUGGUUACCACGGUUACCAAACUCACUGCGAAGGUCAAGUCACACAUCAGGACUCUCAGAGGAGGAGGUCUCUGUUGCUUGCGGUGUGUGUGCGCACGCGUGUGAGAGAGAAAACAUACGGAUGCGUGAUGGAGGGUAGAGCGGAUGAGUGUGGAAUCUUGAGAAUGGCUGCUUCUGAACUCUAUCGAAAACACUUCUUUCACGUUUUUUUUCUGAUCCUCCAUUCUUUUUCUCCAUAGUGUCCCGGCUUUCGACACUACAGAUUCAGAUGAGUUUUCCAUUGUUGUGUACUGUAAGCUGAUUGGUCAGAAGGUUGUUGGGACUGUGGUGGUCAUGUGACACAAUGCUUUAGGUAGAACAUGCAGGGACUCACAGAAAUGUGCAGUUAAGUGAAUUGUGUUAUAUUUAUAGUCCUUCAGGGGUGGCCAGAGAUGUGAAUCAGAGUGUGUGUGAUUCAUGUCUUAACGAGGUGUUGUGGUCCCUGAGACUGCCCAGCAGCCUAAGACUGGAAUGUCAUUUCUCUUAUAUAUACACGUUCUGUUCUGGAAUAGGGAUUUGAGUUUGGCCUUACACUCAGUGUAUCGACUGUCUUAUAGACGUUUCUGAUCUGUUUGUUGCCAUGACAUCCUCUGUGGACCCUUUUCUCUACCUCUCCCCCUCUCUCAUUCGUUCUCUUCCCCUCCACUCCCCUCUCCUCUUUUGUCCUCCGCUCACUCAGUUUCUACUCGUAAGGGGUCAACCUAGCCCGUGACAUGCGUUAAUUUUGCACAUAGCUAAUUCUUAAAUUAUCAUCUGAACUCAUGGCCUUUUCUAUUUGGUUUUUUGUUUGUUUGUUUUUCGUUAUUUUUGUGAGUUUGUUUGGUUUUUGUUUUGAAUGAGUUGUAGCAAUGCAGUGAUGCCAGUGAGAAACACUGAGGGAAACACUGCACUGAAAACACAGGAGUUUAAGCUCUUGGAGUUGAAUGUAAGAGUGUUUGAAUAACUAAUUAAUUUCUUUUAUACAAUUCCCUCAUAGAGAUUCACAGUGUUUUCCAGAAGGUCAAGUUACUGAAACGUGCUCAUUUAUCAAUUAAUUUCAUGUACCAAAACAAAUUCUCUUUAUAAUAGCAAAAAUCUAUUUGAGCCAUGUUCAAGGCAGUGUGAAAACCAUAGAACUGCUGGACCAUAUAUUUGAAUGGCUAUGGAGAUGUGUCUUCAGUAAUAUUUGGAGCUGAAACAGAGGGGAAUUUGUAAUACAGUGGAAUAAUGCAAUAAUAAUGCUCUUUUUGAGUGUCAUG